Molecule: messenger RNA, 2910 nt
Organism: Ectocarpus siliculosus
Lineage: Eukaryota; Phaeophyceae; Ectocarpales; Ectocarpaceae
Source: the annotation of a GenBank genome assembly
AUGUCCGACAAACUUCACCGGCUAGCGCUGCUGGUAUUUUUGUGUUCUUCGGCAGUGGCAGCCGGGCGGUUGAACUCUCCUGCGCUAGAGCUGGUGGAGAAUGCGCUCUUGACCACUGCAAAGGACGACUUCAAAGGCCAUGUGGGGGCGUUCGAGGCCGCCGCAACUUGGAACGGAGAGAGACUCCGUCACAGCCAAGAAGAAACGCGUGCGCCGCACUUGGCGUGUGCGCGGUACGGUGACGGACACGAGGCGUCCUCUCGGCUGAAGCAGUUCCUUUCGCCGGAAGCAGUGCGGGUUGUGUCCCACUCGGAAGACCACGGGGCUUGUUUCUUUGCAUCAGCUUCCCAUGCUCAAGCGGCCGCGAUAGUGGAGGACCAGGAGCAAUUCGGGCUGGAAAACUUCUCGCCUUUUCCAUCACCGUUGAAGCUCGCCCCCGGGCUGGUCGACCACACCGAAAGCCACGACGAAGCGGAAGAGGAAGCAAGAAGCAGCGGUCUGGAUAGACUGAGUGCGAGACAUGGCGCACGGAUGCGCAAGCCAAAUGUAGAAGGCUUGAGCGUGGAGCUCACGCCUGGCACAUUGGCCGCACGAUCUUCGGAGGCCAAGUCUUUCAUCAACCAUAUGCUUGGAGAUCUGAUGUCAGCAUCGGUAGACCUCCACUCGACCAACUUCUGGUCUGAUCCAGGUAUGGAUGGCGCGGGGGAACACCUUUCUUCUCCUGCAGGAGCUGUACGAGCGAGAGACUGGAGAAAAGCAGCCAGUGUCGUGCACGAGCUCAGCGAAGCAGCAAGUACCGGCCCUGGAGAUAUCUGCUCGUGGAACAGAAUUUUCGUGCACCACGCCGGAGACGAUUCGCUCCUGGUCUCAGGCCUGGACCACCUACUGUUUUCGGGAAGAGGAGCCGGAGGAAGCCACGAGGAAGAGUCGACCGAGUUGCAUGUGGCGUGCUUCAUGGGCCUUGUGUCCUUCCUCGCCGGCAGGCCGGAGGUCCUGAGAGUGUCUCCCAGGCCUACUAAGCGCGUGCUCAACGCAGCCGCCCGAGGUGUCAUCCAAAGCGCCUCGGCCACGGACACGCCACUAACGGACGCGGGCUUAGACGGAACGGGUGAAAUCAUCCAGGUAAUAGAUUCUGGCCUCGACGAGACAUCAUGCUACUUCAUAGACGACAGUGGCGAGGAGGUGGACCACGGGUACUACUUCGAUGAGCUGGGACGAGCAGCCGUGUAUAGCUCCUCGUACAGUUCAGACGAAACUGCCACCAUUUUCAACGGUGGCGAUUUUUCUUACUAUCCUGAAAGACGCAAGGCCGGACAUGGCACCCAUACUGCAGGAUCGGCCGCGGGGGCUACGCUCAACGACCCGGCGGAGACGAUCACGUGCAACGUAACGGACACGCUGAGCUGCGUGGGCGCCUGCAUUGACCUUUUGGAUGCCACGGAUGACUUGGUGUCUAUCUCGUCCCAAACCGAUGGUACAGAUCUCGACCGUCUUUGUCCGAUGUACGGGUGUGACAACUCGACUGAUACCACUUGUUUGAGCGACGAUGUGCCUGAGACCCUGUCGAAUAACGGAGGGAUGGCUCAGGGUGCAAAGCUGGCGAUCUUCGACGUGUUCUACGGCGGCUACGAUGCGUCCUCUAGCAUAGGGAACAAUCUAUGGGAAGUCUGCACGGAGGCCGGAUGCAAGCUGCAUUCCAACAGCCUAGGCGCUGAUUUCGAGUGUUCGAUUGCCUCCUGGGACAUCCUUAACGAUCAGUUCAUGUACGAAAAUGCGGAAAACCUCCUCAUCUUUGCGGCUGGUAACGAGGGCGGGAUUGAGCGCUCAACGUGCACGAUAAAUACCCCGGGCAUCGGGAAAAACUCCCUAGCGAUCGGGGCUUCGACAUCGGGCGACACCCGCGUCAUUUCCACGGUCGGGGCCACGGGCAUCGACACCGUGGCCGAAUUCAGUUCGUGGGGGUUCACAACCGAUGAUCGAAUUAAGCCGGAGGUCGUGGCUCCAGGAGACUCGGUUUAUUCUGCAGCCAGCGACGGCACGGACACACAUUCGUGUAGGCUUUGGGCGUACGAAGGAACCUCGAUGUCCUGCCCCAUUGUUGCGGGUGCCGCGGCUAUGAUAAGGCAAUACUUCGUGGAUGAGACCUUCUACACGGCGGACGUGACAGCCAGGGGCUUCUGUAGCGAUGGCUUCAUAUGCGAGGGCUUCUCGCCGUCGGCGGCAACGGUCAAAGCUCUGCUGAUCAACAGCGCAAACCUGAUGGGAGGAAGCAGUGAGCCCGAUGGCUUCCGCGGCUUCGGACGUGUACACCUGGAGGCAGGGAUGCCGCUGGAGGGAGAAGGAGACUUGGUUCUUUUCGUGGCAGACGCCCUCGACACAUCCAUCGCCGGGGGCACCCUCGAAGAAUACUUGUUCGACGUGGACGCCGACGCUGGCCUGGAUCUGCGUGCCACGUUGUCCUGGAUAGACCCUCCCGCCACGGCAACAUCGGCUGUUCAGUUAGUGCACAAUCUGGAUCUGGUCGUGGUGUCUCCAGACGGAACGACGUACCGCAUGUGGGGAUCUGAUACGACGGACAAUCGCAACGUGAACGAACGAGUGAUCGUGGACGCCACUGACGUGGUGACAGGCACCUGGACCGUGUGGGUUUGGGCAAACAACCUCGUAACCGACUCCCAGAGCUACUCACUGGUCGUCAACGGGGCCAUCAGCCCAGGUACAGGUGAGGGGGCGAGCGGAAGCUCCUCCUUCGAAGUUUCCUCGUCGGCCACUAGCGCCAGCUCGGAAGAUGGGACGGGAGCCGGGGUGACCGGCGGAUCGCUGGUCGCUGCCCCGGCCGCCGGGUUUUUAGCAGCGGUCGUCGGCGCUUGUGUUGCUGCCAUGGUUGCCGCCGGUGUCUUUGUGGCGUGA